This is a messenger RNA of Aspergillus oryzae RIB40, 309 nucleotides long. RefSeq lists its product as uncharacterized. The coding region runs from base 1 to 309 and encodes 102 amino acids. NCBI's taxonomy places the organism in Eukaryota, Fungi, Ascomycota, Eurotiomycetes, Eurotiales, Aspergillaceae. The transcript has 3 exons. The record is from RefSeq and is a predicted model, not a curated record.
AUGGGGUCCAUGGCAGAUGGACAACGGCAAAACGUUGCGCUCACUGGGGCACGUGAAGGUCUUAUCAUUGUGAGACAUGCGGAGAUUGGUAAAUACUCUUCGGUGGCGGCGCAAUCUUGGGUCAAGCUUAGGAUUGAACGAGCCACCCCGACCCUUGCUACACCCGUCGAAUAUACACCACUUGAGGAAAGGGUCGACGAAGGACACGUCGAACAUGAUCUGAAUCAUUUAGCGAGGAUGCUGCCACACAAGGAUGAUACGCUUAUCAGGCUAAGACGAAAGUUACGGAAGUAUGAGGAUGGACUUUGA